Wallemia mellicola CBS 633.66 is the source of this 1634-nucleotide messenger RNA. RefSeq lists its product as hypothetical. Gene Ontology annotation, biological process: protein neddylation. NCBI's taxonomy places the organism in Eukaryota, Fungi, Basidiomycota, Wallemiomycetes, Wallemiales, Wallemiaceae. The record is from RefSeq and is a predicted model, not a curated record. Gene Ontology annotation, molecular function: NEDD8 activating enzyme activity. The coding region runs from base 8 to 1633 and encodes 541 amino acids. The transcript is spliced from 6 exons. Gene Ontology annotation, cellular component: cytoplasm.
ACCACUUAUGGAAAUCCAAGAGGUAACUUCUGCUGAAUUUAAAGUAACAGACCAAAGGCCUGAUCAAAAAACCAGACGUUAUGAUAGACAACUGAGAUUAUGGGCAGCUGCAGGUCAAUCUGCGUUAGAGAGUGCCAAAGUAUUAGUAAUAAACGGUUCAGCCACAUCGAGCGCAACAUUGAAGAAUCUAGUUCUACCAGGUGUCGGUCAUUUCACCAUAAUGGAUCAUCAUACCGUCACAGAAGCAGAUAUCAGCAAUAACUUUUUCUUGGAACCUGAAUCUAUUGGUAAACCACGCGCGACGGAGAUCGUCAGACUGUUAUUGGAAAUGAAUGAUAGUGUUAGCGGUGAAGGUCUCGUUAAGAACCCAUACGAAGUUAUCGAAACACAACCAGAGUACUUCACGAAUUUCUCAGCCGUCAUGAUUCAUAAUCCGAAGUCUGAUUUAACAUCAAAACUUGCAGAGUUGGCAUGGAAUAAUCACUUUCCUUUGUUUGUCAUGAAAACUACAGGAUUUUACGCAUCCCUACGCGUACAACUCCCUGAGCAAACAAUAAUAGAUACACAUCCGGACACUAUUGUUGAUUUACGCUUAAAUAAACCCUUUAAGGAGCUCACUCAAUUUGCAAAUUCAAUAGACCUCGAGAAAGCAACGAAUAAUGAAUACGCUCAUAUACCUUACAUCGUUCUUCUUAUUAAGGAGCUUGACAUGUGGAAGAAGACACACACUGGCGCACUCCCAAAGAAUCUCUCAGAGAAGAGAGAAUUUAAGAAAAUCUUAGAUACACGCCGCAGGAAAGGUAUUGAUGAUCAGAAUUUCGAUGAGGCUCAAUCACAAGCUUACAGAGCAUUUCAAAGUAAUGAUGUACCACCUGAAAUUGCGACUCUAUUCGAUGAUAAUUCCUUAAAGAGCCUUUCGAAGAACUCAUCGCCAUUUUGGUUCCUAAUCGCUGCAUUGAGAGAAUUUACAGAGAGACACGGUGUAUUACCACACCCUGGUACACUCCCAGAUUUACACACAGAUACGCAAACUUACGUAAAUUUGCAAAGCAUAUACAAAAACAAAGCACGUGAGGAUGUCAAUGAAUUGAAGGAAAUUUUGAAGGGUAUUGUCGAUAAGUUUGCCAUCUCAAUUGAAAACUUCAACGAUGAUAUUAUUGCAAGCUUUGCAAAGCAUUCUGGUUAUUUGAAAGUAAUCAAAGGUAGUAGCAUAAAAGAUGAGUAUACAUCACCAAAUCGCGAUCUUGUCUCAAAUGGCUUAAACGAUGAAUUUAUCGCAUCUGCAUUCGCUAUAUACAUCGCAUUCCUAACUUCAGACGCAUUUAGAGAUCAAUACGACAGACAUCCAGGAGAUUGUGCAUUAGAAGAGUAUGAAAACGACAAGCAGAAAUUAUCGGAGGAAUUAAACAGGUUGACUAAUGAAUUAUUUGAUGUACAACCUUCACAAGUUGUCAUCAAUGCCGUCGAAGAGGUAUUAAGAGGUGGUGGUGGUGAUCUACCAAAUACUGCAGCCUUUCUCGGUGGCUUAGCAAGUCAAGAGAUAAUAAAAGUGAUCACGAAUCAGUAUAUACCAAUUGACAACUACUGCAUAAUUGAUUUAGUAAAGAGCACAACGACUGUAAUCAAGGUCUAGG